Messenger RNA from Lactuca virosa, 3149 nucleotides. NCBI's taxonomy places the organism in Eukaryota, Viridiplantae, Streptophyta, Magnoliopsida, Asterales, Asteraceae. The record is from the annotation of a GenBank genome assembly.
AGGUGGCUGCAAUGGUGCGCACCAGGAACUCUGAAAUGGUUGAAGCCCUUUACACAAUGAAUAGGGCAUAUUUAUCCUUGCCAGAGGGAACAGCUUCUGUGGUUGGGUUCAUUGCAAUGGUAUCUGAUCAUUAUAAUGCCAUGGAAGGAAGUGAUAAUGAUCAAGAAAGCCAUGAUAUUCCAAAACCAAUUCACAAGCCUAAAAAACGUAGCCAUGGAUUGCUUCAACAAAAUGGAGGUGAAGAACAAUUACAUUCCAGAUUAGUUGUUGGCUCAAGUGGUAGGAGUUUGCCACAACUGAAGAGAAGGGAAUCCGAUGGAUGCACUGUUAGAAAAAAGGACACCCCGAGAGAGGUUGAUGACGUGGCACAUGGUGCUGCAUUGGCACUAACUGAAGCUUCACAAAGAGGAGGCUCUCCACAUGUGUCUCAAUCCCCAUACCACAUGAAGUCCACUCCUUUAAAGGGCAGACAAAAAAUUUUGGAUACAGUGAGAACAAAGCGUCAUGGUAAUUUGAUUGAUGAAGAAUUAUUUGAGGGUAGUUCGGGAAGUGGAGGAGCUGAAAAUGAAGGGUACCAGAAAGGGAGAAAGUUUUAUGGGCAAAAAGAUGAUAAUGACCUUGAUGAUGGUGGGGAAGCGUGUAGUGGCACAGGAGAAGGACUUGCUGUUGGUGUGGGUGGGAAAUUUGAUGAAAAUAUUGAGCACUCAUCACAGGGUAAAAGAAAAAAGAACAAGAAACUUCUAUUCAGAGAUGAAACUUCUGCAUUGGAUGCACUACAAACAUUGGCUGACUUGUCAUUAAUGAUACAAUCAUCAAAAGGCGAUGAUUCACCUGUAUUAAAAGAGGAUAAGCCAGCAACGGGUACAAAUGACAACAACGCCCCUGGAAGACCUGGUUCUACAAGCAACCGGAGACACAAAACCAAAGUGUCAGUUGAGAAAGAGAAAGUAGCAAAUGAGUUCCCUAGAGGUGAAUCUUCUAAAUCAGGAAAGUCUAAAUCAGGAAGGGAAAUAAAAGUUGAUUACAAGGCUUUAUCUGAAGGAAAACAGAAAAGAAAAAACAAGUCCACAUCUUUUGAGGUUUUCAUUGAAGAAGAAAAACCUACAGAUAAACUCUUACAUUCCAAUUCCAAUGCCAAUGCCAAUGCUCCUUUGAAAAAUAGUAAAUCCACAAGACUUGUGGAGUAUUCUUCUUCAAAUAGUAACACUUCAAGAACAGGUGCUGACUCAGCAGUAUCAACAGCAGUGGUUCCAGCUUCUGAUGGAGUGGAAUUGCCAUCCAAAAGACGAAAGAAACGUAAGAUGGAUCGAAAUAUAAUAUCAAAAACAGGGGAAAUGAAGUUGACAAAAGUCAACUCUAAAGAUCAAUUGAAUACAAAGUCUGAAACCCUAGAAAUGGCAAACAACUUGAAGGAAAAGGCUUUUCAUUGCCUCUCAUCAUCUAUGGUGCGUAGAUGGUGUACUUAUGAGUGGUUCUAUAGUGCAAUUGACUAUCCAUGGUUUGCUAAAAGAGAAUUUGUGGAGUAUUUAAACCAUGUUGGAUUAGGGCAUAUUCCAAGAUUAACCAAUGUUGAAUGGGGUGUUAUAAGAAGUUCAUUGGGGAAGCCUAGAAGGUUCUCGGAAAAUUUCUUGCGUGAAGAAAGGGGAAAACUUUGGCAAUAUCGGGAAUCAGUACGUGAACAUUACACGGAGCUUCGAAGUGGGGCCCGGGAAGGACUACCAACUGACCUGGCAAGACCUUUGUCAGUAGGUCAACGUGUGAUUGCUCUUCAUCCAGAAUUAAGAGAAGUUCAUGAUGGAAGUGUGUUAACUGUUGAUAAUGAUAAAUGUAGGGUUCAAUUUGAUCGACCUGAGCUAGGUGUUGCUUUUGUCAAGGAUGUUGAUUGUAUGCCUUUGAAUCUGUUGGAUAACAUGCCUGAAGCUCUGAGGAGAGAGAUGAGUGCACUUUAUAGAUUUUCUAUGAUCUCUGGUGAGCCAAGGUUGCCACAUCAUCAUUCAUUGAUGCAUACUUCAAGUGAGCAUUUCGAACCGGGUCCUACUAUUGCUUUGAUGAAUCACAGACUGGGACAAAAUGGGUCUGGUGCACCUCUUAAAGCUGCAGACAAUGUUGUUAUCUCACAGCAUCAGCAUGCUGCAGCCUCUCAAAUUCAGGCAAGAGAAACCGAUAUACAUGCACUUUCUGAGCUUACUCGUGCUCUUGAUAAAAAGGAAGCAAUAUUGAAGGAGCUUAAGCUUGUUAAUGACAGCUUAUCAAGUCACAAAAACGAGACAGGUGUCCCCAUGAACGUAUCCGAAAGCUUCAAAAAGGAAUACGCAAUGGUCCUAUUACAGCUCAAAGAAGCCAGUGAUCAGGUUGCUUCUGCUCUUGCAAAUUUGAGGCGACGUAACACAUACCCAGGAAUCCCGAUGCCUACGUGGCAAAAGCCUAAUCCCGAUUCCGGACCUGUUGUGGACCCCACGGCUUCUAACCAUGACAACAACUUUCCAUCCAAUAACAAUAAUCAAUUGGCACCUAAUGUGAUUGAGAUUUUGAAAAGUUCAAGAAAUGAAGCACAUAAACUUGUACAUACUGCUUUGCAGGGAAUGUCUAAAAUAAAGGAGGAGCAUAAUAAUAAUGUUAGGUCAAGUGUGGUAGCGGUUUUGGAUUGUCUUGGUGUGGGAAAAAACCCGAGUGAACAUGGGUCAUCAUCAUCUAUCAGAUCUUCAGAGCAAUCCAAUGGGAACAUAUAUAAUAAUAAGCGUGUAACAAAUGAAACUGAAGCAAAAAUCCCGUUUGAUCUUAUUGUGUCUUGUGUUGCUACGUAUCACAUGAUACAGAGUUGUACGGAGAGACAAUACCCACCAGGUGAUGUGGUACAGAUGCUGGAUUCAGCUUUUAGAAAUUUGCAUCCACAAAGCCCUCAAAACCUUGGGAUAUUUAGAGAGAUUGAAAUGUGCAUGGGAAGAGUUAAAACUCAGAUCCUUGCUCUCGUUCCUUCCUAGCCAAUCCAAUCAAUUUUGGACUUGUGUAUCUGGUUAUCAAUUUACUAUUGUUAUUAUUAUUAUUAAAUAUUAUUAUACUCUAUUACUAGUUUACUACACCCAUUCUGUUUCUCUAGCUAAUAAUUACUUCUUGUUUAUACAGAAGAAGCCAAGUUCUGGAUAUAUGUG